Messenger RNA from Athalia rosae (coleseed sawfly), 2381 nucleotides. RefSeq names its product Golgi resident protein GCP60. Gene Ontology annotation, cellular component: Golgi membrane. The record is from RefSeq and is a predicted model, not a curated record. Lineage: Eukaryota; Metazoa; Arthropoda; Insecta; Hymenoptera; Athaliidae. Bases 274 to 1689 code for a protein of 471 amino acids. The transcript has 4 exons. Gene Ontology annotation, molecular function: fatty-acyl-CoA binding.
UCGCUUUCAAGUAAUAAUGAAUCUACUAAGCAAUAAUUGUUCGCGAGAAAUAAUAGUCGAAGCAUACCACAUCAGUUUGACGAAUGUUGUUCGAUUUUCGUGCAUCGGAGCAUAAUUUAGCACAACGUGAUGUGCCUAUAAAUAGAGAGCAAUAAGUUUACGUCGCAUAUUGCAGAAAGGUUUCUUAAUUCCCGGCAUCGUUGACGCCGUCGCCGUCCAUCGACGUGUCAUCCAACAGCAGCAGCAGUAGUGAACAGCUAGGUAUAUUUGCAAAUGGCGUCGUCAAACGAUAAGCAGUCCGCUGCUCAGCUAGACUUAAAUAAAUUAAAACUGUCACCGGAUAGAACAGUGAUAUCCGACGAUGUCCAGGAAGACACGAAAAUAUUUGAGCCACAUUUAUGGGGCUUUGAAACCCGGGAGCUCUACAAGAUCGCGUUAAACUUUUACAAAGAGAAGGAAGGAAAGGCGGUUCACUUAUCUUAUGAAGACAAAUUGAAGCUGGUUGGAUUCACACAACAAGUAACACAUGGUAAAUGCACUAUAGACAAUGCACCACCCCUGGGAGUAUUGGAUGUUAUUGGCAGGGAUCGUCGCUUAGCUUGGCAAAAUCUUGGAGACAUAUCAAAGGAUGAAGCAAUGGAAGGAUUCAUAGUGUUACUGGACAAACUAUGCCCACUUUUCAAGACUGUAGUUGAAGCGCAGAAGAGGGACUUUGAGGAAAAAGUUAGGCUCAAAAAGGAAGAAGAACUUAAGGAAAUUGAGAAAGAAGAACAACGUAAGGAACUCGAGGAACAGCGAAGAAUUGAGGAGGAGGAGAGAAUAAAACAGGAAAAUCAGAGGAGGCAGAUUCAGGAGGCUCUCAACCAACAGACUUACCAUCAGUUUAAAGCAUAUGCUGAACAGCAGUAUCCAGGCAAUCCAGAGCAGCAAGGAGUUUUAAUAAGGCAGCUGCAAGAGCAACAUUAUCAUCAGUAUAUGCAGCAACUUCACCAAAACCAACUAGUAAUUGAAGAGCAAAGCUCAGACACUGAAAAAAAAGACAAACUAUCAGAAAUCCUGAACAAUGAGGGUGAGAAAAACUGUGUCGAAUCCAACGAAACUACACCAUUAAAUGAAAACGAUUCAGACGAAGCUGAGCCGGACUGGCCCCCGAUAUCUCGAGCGGAGAUGUGGACCAGGACUGGGGUAGAGGAAUUUAAAGAAAUAAUUCGCAAGGAAGCCGGAGAUGCGGUGAUUAAAGUGGGCCAUGGUGAAACAGUUACAGUCAGAGUACCAACCCAUGCAGAUGGAUCAUGCUUAUUUUGGGAAUUUGCAACUGAUGGUUACGACAUUGGGUUUGGUGUUUAUUUCGAAUGGUCAAAACCAGAGAGUUAUCAGGUUUCCGUACAUAUUAGUGAAUCUGAAGAUGAGGAUGACGAAGAGGAAGAAUAUGAGAGUCGAGAAGAUUUGGAAAAUGGAGCAAUGAAUAGAACUUCAAAGUCUGAAUAUAGCAAGCCAAGCACACCACCAAUCAGCGUCAUAAUACCUGUCUACAGGAGAGAUUCUCAAGAAGAAGUGUAUGCAGGCAGUCACCAAUAUCCGGGACAAGGUGUCUACCUUCUGAAAUUCGACAAUUCCUACUCACUUUGGCGAAGCAAAACUCUGUACUACAGAGUUUACUACACACGGCCGGGCUUUACGAGUAAUUAGUAUUAUUAAGUAUUUAAGUAAAUUAAUCAAUUAUUCAAGUAUGUACCUACAUAGUUGUUCGACACACUAGCCUGAAAAUGACUGUCUGUACGCUAGUCUAAAAAAAAUCUAUAUUUCACGUACGGUGUCACCUCUCGAAAAAAAAAAAUUGAAAAUGAAAAUAAAAAAAGAAUAUAAAUAUAUAUAUUUAUUAUAUCCAUAAAUCGAAAAGCGUAAGUAAUUUUUUUUAUUCCUCAGAUAAUUAAUAAUUAAACAUUAAUAAGAAUAUUAAUAAUAAUAAUUGAAGUAAUAAUAUUCUUAAUUAUAACAGCACAAUUAUGAGAGAAAUUCACUAAUUGAAUUGUUCUGACGUUGACGUUUAGAAAUAUCCUACGAGACGUAGUUUUUACAUGAUUAAAUAUACAUAUAAAUCGUAUAUGGAGAGUUUUGAGUGAAAACUUGUUGGUACAUCAUUUAUACAUAAUUUAAUAUAAUAUAGGUACGUAUAUCUAAUUGUAUAAUGUGUAUAUGUGUUGCUGAUGCAACGGUGCGACACGCGCCAAACAAUGUGCGUAACGCGAAACACCUAAAUAGAAUUUGAAGUCGGAAUGUAGAUAAUUUUGACUUGGGAUUGAUCUUACUGUAUAUCAUUUAUUAUAUGUUUAAAAAUAAUAAUAUUUGUGUUAUCGGCAAACAUAUAUGUCGGCUAAAAA